Molecule: messenger RNA, 719 nt
Organism: Perca flavescens (yellow perch)
Lineage: Eukaryota; Metazoa; Chordata; Actinopteri; Perciformes; Percidae
Exons: 3
Coding region: 54-719 (221 amino acids)
Source: RefSeq, a predicted model, not a curated record
ACACCUGCAAGUAAAAUAUAAGGAAUUGAAGACAAACAAAAACCAAGGAGGUAAUGAAGAAGACAACCAACUUCUUUCCCGGAAAGACUAUGGUGUCUUUCAGGAAGGGUCCAUCAGGUCAUCUGCGGCAGGAUCCCUCUGACGAGGCCAUGGGGAUCAAAAAGAACCCUUCUCUUCAGGACAAGUCUCCCCCUCAGAGACAUGACCUUGUGAAGACCAAUGCUCUCACUGUGGUCUUUGAGCGGGGAGGGGAUGUGUCUGACCGACUGGAGGUGAUGGGGGAGUAUGUGCUGCAGUUUGGCAAGUACAAGGGUAAAUUGUUUAGGUGGCUCCUGGAAAACGAUGUUGGCUACACCAUCUACCGGAUGAAAAAGGUAGAGGAGGAGGAGAGAGAUGGGACCUUCAACCCUCAGGGACACAAAAAGGAUAGCCUGCUGUCAUUUCUGGACUAUGCCAGGAGCUUCCAGGAAAUUAGGGACCUCAGUGAGUAUCUAGCUUCCAGGCUGCCUGCGCCACCAGUGGCAUCAGAGGGUGACAAUACUGUCGGCUUUGGAGCCAGGGCAAAGGACCCCUGGAGGCAGAUCUGGGAGAGCAGGGCAGAUGGAUAUGCUGCCUUCAUCGUAGGAGUAAAGUGCAUCAAAAACAGCAAGAUGUACAACCUGCAGCAGUACAUCCUCAAGCAGCAGAGGGCUGACUGCCCCUACACCACCUACAUCUAG